Molecule: messenger RNA, 835 nt
Organism: Anoplophora glabripennis (Asian longhorned beetle)
Lineage: Eukaryota; Metazoa; Arthropoda; Insecta; Coleoptera; Cerambycidae
Gene: Vps20
Product: charged multivesicular body protein 6-A
Exons: 5
Coding region: 130-756 (208 amino acids)
Biological process (GO): vesicle budding from membrane; late endosome to vacuole transport via multivesicular body sorting pathway
Cellular component (GO): multivesicular body; ESCRT III complex
Source: RefSeq, a predicted model, not a curated record
AUAUACUCAAUACUCAUAUGGUGACAGUAGUGACGGAGUAACAGAUAGAAGAGAUAAAAUGUAAAAUGUUUUUGUUCUUCAGGAUAUAUUAAUAUUUACAUUUGAUGAAUAUUCUUAUUUCUUACAAUAAUGGGGAUAAUAUUUGGCAAAAAGAAACAAGUAUCUCGAGUAACAGAACAUGAUAAAGCAGUACUGCAAUUAAAACAACAAAGGGAUAAGUUAAAACAAUAUCAGAAAAGAAUAGAAUUAACUUUAAAUAGUGAUAAAGAAUUAGCCAAAAAAUUAUUAAAUAAAGGCCAAAAAGAGCGAGCAAAAUUAAUGCUGAAGAAGAAACGUUUCCAAGAACAACUACUAACUAAAACUGAUGUACAGUUAGACAACUUGGAAAAAUUAACUCAUGAUAUAGAAUUUGCUCAGGUAGAAUUACAGGUUGUUGAUGGAUUAAAGAAAGGUAAUGAGGCUCUUAAAAAGGUUAAUGAAGCUUUGAAUAUAGAGGAUAUUGAAAAUAUUCUUGAAGAUACCAGGGAGAGCAUUGAUAAGCAGAAUGAAAUUAACGCGCUUCUAAGUGGUAGAUUAACAGAAGAAGAUGAAGAAGCAGUGGAACAAGAAUUAGCAGAUAUUAUAAACGAACAGUUGCCUGAAGUACCGUCUGGAGAACCCGUGGUUGAUAAAGAGUUCACUGAACAAUCACCUGUUAAAGAUAAAACUAAGGAGAAGAAACCCAAAGAAAAGGAACCUGUGGCACUUGAAGCAUAAUCUUUAAAAAAAUAUGCAUACAAUGAGGAUUAAAAUGUAUUAUUAAUAUAAUUUAAAAUACAAGUACUGUUGCCUAAAA